AUGCUUUUAAAGCCAACGGUGCCGGGGUUGUGCGCGAUGUUGCAGACAAUCUACGAGACAGAGUCCUGCUUCUCCUCCGACACUGUGUCUAGUAGAGAGCAGCCUGUGGAGCUUCUCUCUCAGCCACACUCCACAGUGGUGUCCAGCACUGCCUUGGAUGUGAAGACCCCUCUCCCGACCGGGAUGCAGAGCCCAGUGAGUGGUGGCGGUGAGCAGGGCGGCGGCGGUACCGGUCCGGUGGACCUGCGCACGGACCCCCGUCUGUCCGGCCUGGGCGCGGUGGACCCCGCCCUCAGGGAGCAACAGCUUCAGCACGAGCUGCUCCUUCUCAAACAACAGCAGGAGCUACAGAAACAGCUGCUCUUCGCCGAGUUCCAGAAACAACACGAGGUCCUCACGCGCCAACACGAGGUUCAGCUUCAAGAACAUCUAAAGCAGCAGCAGGAGAUUCUUGCGGCCAAACGUCAGCAGGAGCUGGAGCAGAAGAGGAAGCUGGAGCAGCAAAGGCACGAGGAGUUGGAGAAACAACGACUGGAACAGCAACUCAUCAUGCUCAGGAACAAAGAGAAAGGCAAAGAGAGUGCCAUCGCCAGCACGGAGGUGAAGCUAAAGCUUCAGGAGUUUCUUCUGAGCAAAAAGGAGCCAACAUCUGGUGGACUGAACCAUUCCUUCCCUCAGAAAUGCUGGGGUGCCCAUCACACGUCUUUGGACCAGAGCUCGCCCCCCCAGAGUAACACCCCAGGAACACCACCCUCUUACAAACUACCACCACUACUGGGGGCCUACGAAAGCAAAGAUGACUUCCCCCUCCGCAAAACCGCCUCUGAGCCCAACCUGAAAGUUCGUUCACGGUUAAAACAGAAGGUGGCUGAGAGACGGAGCAGCCCACUGCUCAGACGGAAGGACGGGACUGUGAUCAGCACCUUUAAGAAGAGAGCCAUUGAGAUCUCAGUGUCCUCAAUGUGCAGCAGCGCUCCUGGCUCUGGUCCCAGUUCCCCCAACAGCUCCAACAGCGCUAUUGCCGAGAACGGCUCCAGCGGCUCCGUCCCCAACAUCCACGCCGAGCAGCUGCGUUCUCUGCACCAGUCGUUGAACGCGGACGGAGCGGCGAGUCCUCUUAGCCUUUACACUUCUCCUUCACUGCCCAACAUCUCUCUGGGUUUACCUGCCAACUCCCACAUCACUACCCCCCAGAAGCUGAGUGCCCAGCAGGAGGCUGAGCGACAGGCUAUCCAGACCAUGCGGCAGGGCGGAGCUCUGACGGGCAAGUUCGUCAGCACCUCUUCCCUGCCAGCUUGCCUUCCUCCUGGGGCGCCACACGACCCCGAGCCCCCUACGCCGCCCAACAGCCACUCUCAUUCCUCCCUGCUCCAGCACGUCCUGCUUCUAGAGCAAGCCCGCCAGCAGAGCGCACUCCUCGCAGUGCCCAUGUACGGGCAGUCGCCGCUGGUAACGGGCGAACGGGUAUCCAACAACAUGCGAACGGUGAACAAGCUGCCCCGGCACCGCCCCCUAAGCCGCACCCAGUCGGCCCCCCUGCCCCAGAGCCCCCAAGCCCUGCAGCAUCUCGUCAUGCAGCAGCAGCAUCACCACUUUCUGGAGAAGCAGAAAUACCAGCUAAAUAAGAUCCUCUCGAAAGGGGCGGAGCUUCCCCGUCAGCCUCCCACUCACCCGGAGGAGACGGAGGAGGAGCUCACCGAAACAGCAGAGAUGCAGGAGGAAAGAGGGGAGGGGCCAGAGCAGGCGAGGGAGGGGCUUCACCCCGAACAGCGGCUGCAGAAAGACGGCUCGGGCGAGACCUCGCCCCCCUCUGAGCGCCUGGCCCCCCUGAAAGGCGAGAGCACCGAAAGCGAUCUGGAGGAGGAGGAAGAUGAAGAUGAAACCAUCGAGCUGAAGGAGUGCGAUGAAGAGGGCUCCCCCUAUGGGCAGUUCCCAGACCAGCAGCACGUCCAGCAGCUUAACGUGUUUCAGGCGUCCUUGUCCAUCACCGGCAUGCCUCACAGACCUCUGGGAAGGGCCCAGUCUUCCCCAGUCACGUCCAGUCUUAAAGGAGCGCCAAUGGGCGAAGUACCCAUCAAGCACCUCUUCACCACAGGGCUAGUGUAUGACACCUUUAUGUUGAAGCACCAGUGUAUGUGUGGAAACACACACAUCCAUCCUGAGCACGCGGGCCGCAUUCAGAGCGUGUGGUCCAGGCUGCAGGAGACAGGGCUCCUGGGCAGGUGUGAGCGUAUCCGGGGCAGGAAGGCCACUCUUGAUGAAAUCCAGACGGUUCACUCUGAAUACCACACUCUUCUCUAUGGCACCAGUCCACUCAACAGGCAGAAACUAGACAGCAAGAAGCUUUUAGGUCCGAUCAGUCAGAAAAUGUACGCCGUCCUUCCAUGCGGAGGCAUCGGGGUGGACAGCGACACGGUGUGGAACGAGAUGCACUCGUCAGGAGCCGUGCGGAUGGCGGUGGGCUGCGUCAUCGAGCUUGCCUUUAAAGUGGCCGCAGGAGAAUUAAAGAAUGGUUUCGCCGUAGUUCGUCCACCCGGGCACCACGCCGAGGAGUCCACGGCCAUGGGCUUCUGCUUCUUUAACUCAGUGGCCAUCGCAGCCAAGCUGCUGCAGCAGAAGUUAGGCGUGGGGAAAAUUCUCAUCGUGGACUGGGACAUUCACCACGGCAACGGCAGCCAACAGGCCUUCUACAAUGAUCCCAACGUGCUGUACAUUUCACUGCAUCGCUAUGACGACGGCAACUUCUUUCCUGGCAGCGGCGCGCCCGAAGAGGUUGGCGUCGGACCUGGAUUCGGGUUCAAUGUGAACAUAGCGUGGACAGGAGGUGUGGACCCACCCAUGGGUGACGUGGAAUACUUGACAGCUUUCAGGACGGUCGUGAUGCCCAUCGCCAACGAGUUUUCGCCAGACGUGGUCCUGGUGUCGGCCGGCUUUGACGCAGUGGAGGGCCACCAGUCCCCGUUGGGCGGAUACAAUGUAACCGCCAAAUGUUUCGGACACCUAACGAAACAGUUGAUGAAGCUGGCCGGUGGGCGUGUGGUUCUAGCCCUUGAGGGUGGGCACGACCUCACAGCCAUCUGCGACGCCUCCGAGUCCUGUGUCUCCGCCCUGCUGGGAGACGAGCUGGAUCCUCUCCCCCAGUCUGUUCUGCAGCAGAAACCCUGUCCAAAAGCAGCAGCCUCCUUAGAGAAAGUCAUUCAGAUCCAGAGUAAACACUGGAGCUCUCUACAGCGGCUCGCCCCUACAGUGGGUCAAUCCCUUUUGGACGCCCAGAGGAGGGAGAAAGACGAGGCAGACACUGUCACCGCCAUGGCCUCGCUGACCGUUGACACCGAACCGACCCCGGUUUCCACGGAGACCAGCAGGUCUACAGAAGAGCCUAUGGAGGAGGAGCCAGUGGUGUAGUCAGGGGGG
This is a messenger RNA of Chanos chanos (milkfish), 3414 nucleotides long. It is a transcript of the gene hdac5, whose product is annotated as histone deacetylase 5. Gene Ontology annotation, biological process: negative regulation of transcription by RNA polymerase II. Lineage: Eukaryota; Metazoa; Chordata; Actinopteri; Gonorynchiformes; Chanidae. The transcript is spliced from 25 exons. The record is from RefSeq and is a predicted model, not a curated record. Bases 1 to 3405 code for a protein of 1134 amino acids. Gene Ontology annotation, molecular function: histone deacetylase activity.